GAAGUGUUGACUCCGACCGCGACCACAACAACGACCACCAGGUAGCGGCCCAUAAACGCACCACAGGCUGCAAGAGUUCACAAAACCAAUCUGAAGAUGCGAAGGAUCCUCUUUGUUCGAGGAUUUUUUCCUACCACUCGUGCCAGAGACCUCGCGCACGAGUUCGAGCGAUAUGGACCACUCGUCCGUUGUGAUGUUCCUGCACCUCGAAACCCUCACGCAAGUCACUCACCUUACGCAUUCGUCGAAUUUCGAAGCAAUCGAGAUGCGGAAGAUGCUUAUCACGAAAUGGACGGCCGCCAAUUUGAAGGUGCCCGUUUGAGCGUUGAAUGGGCCAAGAAUCCACCCUCCUCCGUUUGGCGCUUCGAUCGACGUACUUCGCCACCUCAUCGUUCAUCCCGUUCUGACAGGGACAGAGACCGUUCUCGUAGUCCAAGACGUAACGAUCGUGAUCGCGACCGCUAUACUGACGAAAAACGGGACCGUUUCGUUGACGACAGAGAAUCUCGCCGGGGGGAUCGUUAUGCUGAUGACAGAGACCGUCGGGACAGGGGAGACAGGGACAGAGAGAGGGAUCGAUAUCCCGACGACUCUAGGGACCGUCGAGACCGGGAGCGUUACGAUGACCGUGGUGACCGUGGCCGUGGAAGGGGCGAACGGGAACGUCGGAGGAGCAGCCGAAGUCCACCACUGGCCUCUGUGAAUGGAGAUCGUUAUGCCGAGAGACCUGCGGAGCGUAGGAGAAGUUUGAGUCCUACUGACCGUAGAGACAGAGCUAGGACUCCUCCACCUCCACCUAUGGCGAUGGCGAUGGCGGCGGAUAUAAGAGACUCCAGAGAUGGACGAGGUGAUAGGGCUGUAACGCCGACAGGAUAUGCGCAUUGAAAAAAGCAGGGAAGUUUGUUCGGAAAACAAUGAUUUUCUCUUUUUUCCCCCAUUGUUUUAUAGACUUCGCCUGCACUACAUUAAGUUACUGGACAUCUCUUCCUUUUUUAUUUACCUUGCUCUCUUUCUUGAAGUGGUUUGUGACACUGUUUCUUUUUCUUUCUUGUUACUUAUAUCAGCCCACAAACCGUACCCACCCCCGUAACUGUAUCAUAUUGAACCUCAUGCGAUUUUCGUAAUUCAGGUAAUCGCGUUGCUCAACUCUUUUUUGUACCUUCCGUUUCGAGCGUUGUGUACUUAUGAAGAGUAUUUCUUGGAAUUAAAUCGUUCGCCUCCCC
Messenger RNA from Marasmius oreades (fairy-ring Marasmius), 1223 nucleotides. RefSeq lists its product as uncharacterized. The transcript has 5 exons. Bases 97 to 885 code for a protein of 262 amino acids. The record is from RefSeq and is a predicted model, not a curated record. Gene Ontology annotation, biological process: positive regulation of mRNA splicing, via spliceosome. Lineage: Eukaryota; Fungi; Basidiomycota; Agaricomycetes; Agaricales; Marasmiaceae. Gene Ontology annotation, cellular component: spliceosomal complex. Gene Ontology annotation, molecular function: RNA binding.